Molecule: messenger RNA, 1227 nt
Organism: Exophiala dermatitidis NIH/UT8656
Lineage: Eukaryota; Fungi; Ascomycota; Eurotiomycetes; Chaetothyriales; Herpotrichiellaceae
Exons: 3
Coding region: 1-1227 (408 amino acids)
Biological process (GO): protein import into nucleus
Cellular component (GO): cytoplasm
Source: RefSeq, a predicted model, not a curated record
AUGUCACUCGCGCCAGAACGCAUCAGCGUUAAGCGCAGGCGAUCCGACGAACCCGUCGACACUCUGUAUCUUGAGCAUGGCACUGCUCCCGACAAGAAACGAAGAGUCACCGACUUUUACUUCCAGCGUCUGCGAGAUGAGAUCAUCGCACCCAUUUCCCAGCGAGAGAAGAGCCCGGCGAUGCGUCAACCAACGCAGCUCUCAAUUCCUGGUGUUCCCCCUGUUCGGUGGACGUCGCCGGGUGACGACAAGAAAGACUAUGAGAGACUGAAGGCCAAACUCAAGGAGAAAGCAGACGACGGUGCGAAGACACAGGAGAGCCUCUCCGCUCCUACCACAGGCAGCCUGUCCGCUCCCCCUACACCUGCGCCCGCCUCCAGGGAAGGCCCGCACCUAACUCGCCGGUUCCACCUCACUCGCAAUCUCUCGUCGGCCUUGUCUCCUAGCGCUUCUGGCGGCAUUAGAAAGCAGAAAAGUUCGAUCCGCCCUCCGCUUGCCACGUUUGUCGAAAGAUAUGGUGCCUCGGUCAGCCAUGAAGAAAAUCCGCUUUACAGCGGCAAACCUGUGGACAAAUUGUUGGAUGUCCGCGCAGACGAAGCAGCAGGAGACAAUGAGGGAGAGAAGGAAACGCCCGACGCCGAGGGCUUGGAAAAGUCGAGUCGGACACUCAUGAAUACAUUCCUGCAACCCAGCAAUCGUGGUGUGAAGAAGGGAACGUCAAUCAGAGAUCAUCCUAGUACCUGGGACCAUGAGUCAGACCAGCUCGCGGAUGAGCUUGCUGCCUUGGCCAUGGAGUUGGACCCCGACAUCAAGCAAAAGGCUGAGGCUGAGCAUUCUUCUCAGCCGGCGCCGGCUCCCCAGGACACCAAGAUGACUUCACAGUGUCGAGAGGACGACUAUGUGUACGAAACAUACGUGCGGGUUCGCCAAGAUGAUAAGACUCCUGAUGCAACGAGAAUGGUAGAGCCGAACAAUGUCGGCAUCCUGGUCAUUGAGGAUGAGGACGAGGAGUUCUGGCAAAAAUAUGUUGACAGUGACGAUGAUACUGAUUGGGAUUCAGAAGAUUCAAAUGCCGAGGACAAUCCUGCCAACGACUAUCCAGAGGACGAGGUUAGCUCCGACGAUGAGUACGGCUAUAAUGCCUACAAAUACCGCCAGUAUGGGUCCGACGACGAGGCUUUCAGAAGUGACGACGAUGCCUUCCAUGAGAACAACAACAAGUGGUAG